AUGGGGGACCAGCAAUUGUAUAAAACUAACCAUACUGCCAACAGCAAUGAGAACUUGUUCUACCCACAACACCAAAUGAACUCCCUUCCAUCCCUAAAUCACAGCUAUGGGACGUCUGUUAUGGACGCUCCCCAGGUUUCCCCUCUCUCUCCUCAGUUUCCCCAAGAUUCAAGAGACAGUAUAGCAUUACCUGUAGGUUCAAAGAGCCUUGGGGCAGUGGAUACAUCUAGACAAACCAGCUGGACACAUUCUGGCUCAGGAAACCAUGUCCCACUGAGGAACAACCUGAACAAUCAAAGCUCAAUGUGGAGCCCGCUUGGGCAGGGCGAGUCCCACGACGGAUACCAAUAUCCUUACUCUCAAUCCAGUGAAAAUCGAUCGCAAAAAAUUACCAGUGGGGUCCUGCAUAAACUGGACUCCUUUACACAAGUAUUUGCUAAUCAAAAUCUGAGAAUUCAAGUCAACAACAUGGCUCAGGUUCUGCACACGGAGCCUUCAGUGGCGGAUAACUCCAGCGACAGCGCACUCAGGCAGCUGCUGUCCCAGAAGCCAGCGGUUGAGCAACAGCCUGUAACUUCCAGCCUGCAAAGAUACCAACCCCUGCCACAGCAGGCACACCAGAAUUUUGCAAGCACACAGCAAAAGCAACAGAUGCAAGUCAUGCAGCACCAACAGCUGUACUACGACUACCAGCAGCAUUUAUCCCAAAUGCAGAUGCAUUCUGCCUUUCAGCCAGGACAGACGCAUGUCCAACAGCUGCCAUCCCAGCAGCUCUUGCCACAGCAGAUGCAGCACUUGCAGCAGAGUCAGUACUACCCUCAGGCACAGCAGGGACACCAGCGGCUCUCGAUGCAGGAGCUCCAGCAGCAGGCAACUCGGCAGCAGCAGCAGCGGCAGUGCCCCGUGCAAAUCACUCAAUAUUACCAAGCGCAGCCUGUUAUGCAGCAGUUACAGCAGCAGCAACAGAUGCAGUUGUCCAUUCCUCCCUAUCACAGGGAACCUGAUCCAAAGGCGAUGCAUGAACCACACCAGUACUCUCAGGAUCCGAGUCAUCCUGUGCCGCUUAUCCAGCUGGGAGCCGUGCCUCAGUAUUGCUACCAAGAUCCCCACGAACAGUACAGGCACUUGUACCCGCAGGGUUUACUGCAGCAGCAGCAAGAGCAGCAGAAGCAGUUCCCCAGUGAGAGCAGGGCGCCGUCGAUGAACUCCCACAUUGGCCUCACUCCGCCAGAGACCGCGGAGGAUCCCACACGCCCGGAGCUUAACUCUGGAGCUCAUCGACCUCCUCUGCCGCCCUCGGGAGUUCACGCGAACAACAAAAGCUCCCAGCAAGACUCUCCCAGCACCCCGUGGCCUCAGGCACAACUGUCAGAUGGCAGACUGCAGCCCCUGUCCCCAGAACAAAGUGGCCAGAACAGAGAAACACUUCCUGAAAGAGCUGAUGCGAAGAACAAGCUAAUGUGUUCAGUAUGCUUGAAGGAGUUCAAGAGUUUGCCUGCUCUAAAUGGUCACAUGAGGUCACACGGAGGAGUAAGAGCAUCUCCUAACUUCAAACAGGAUGAAGGAGAGAAACCACCACAGCAGCCGCUGCCUAAAGAGGUGGAUAGCCUCGCGCCCAUCGUCAUGCCAGUGUCUGUCCCUGUAAAGCUUCUGUCACCUGAGCCCAGCACGCAGCCCUCUGCCAGCACUGCCACAGUCAAAGACAAGCCUGCCAGCUCUGUGUCAGAUGAUGAGAUGCCCGUUCUCGUGAAGAUGACUUACUCUCCACCGUGCAGUCCCAAAGUGGCCAACCCCUGCUCAUCCUCUGAAAUCAGCAGAAAGAUUCCAAGCGCUGUAAAAUUGGAAGAAAACUUCAAGCCCUUGCAGGACAAGAAGAAGUAUCGGCACAGACCCGAACCUCUCUUCAUCCCUCCCCCUUCCUUCAACUUCAGCCUGUCCCACUCGGGCGCCACCCUGUACCAGAGCCAGCUGCGCUCCCCCCGCGUCCUGGGGGACCACCUGCUGGACCGCACGCAGGAGCCGCCCCCCUACACCCCGCCGCCCAUGCUGAGCCCCGUGCGGCAGGGCUCGGGGCUCUUCAGCAGCGUCCUCG
Molecule: messenger RNA, 2092 nt
Organism: Merops nubicus (carmine bee-eater)
Lineage: Eukaryota; Metazoa; Chordata; Aves; Coraciiformes; Meropidae
Product: transcriptional-regulating factor 1-like
Exons: 5
Source: RefSeq, a predicted model, not a curated record